GAAUAUAUCAUUAUGACACUUACGAGAAGAAUCGGGUUAUUUUGGAAUGGUAUUUUUAUCAUUAUCGUAGUAUUUAUAUGUACUUCAAGUGAAUUUUGGAGAGAAAAUAAUUCACCUUGUAAAAAUCUUGGGACAUUUUGUCGUAAAUUACCAUUUGGUCAAAGAUGCUGUGAUACAACAGUAUGUGAUUUGAAAGCACCCUUUUCUGGUACAUGUGUAAGAUGUUUAGAUAAAGGCAGAUUUUGUUUACGAAGUCGUGAAUGUUGCGAUAAUUAUUGCUUUUUCUUUAGAUGUCGUUAAUUGUAAUAAAGAAAUAACUUGUAAUUUGAUAAACAUACCAAGGUGUUCACGUAAAUACAUAUACAUUUCACCA
This is a messenger RNA of Schistosoma haematobium, 373 nucleotides long. RefSeq lists its product as uncharacterized. The coding region runs from base 13 to 300 and encodes 95 amino acids. NCBI's taxonomy places the organism in Eukaryota, Metazoa, Platyhelminthes, Trematoda, Strigeidida, Schistosomatidae. The record is from RefSeq and is a predicted model, not a curated record. The transcript is spliced from 2 exons.